UCCUCUAUAUAAGCGGCUCGGCGGCGGCGGCGCGCUCCUGGCUCGGGCGGCGGCGCGGGGCGGCGGGUCUGAGGUGCGCGGCCGGCGGCGCAGGAUGGAGAUGGAGAAGCGGCUCACGCUGGAGCUGCGGAACAAGAAGCCGGCGGAGGUGAAGGAGCUGGUGCUGGAUAACUGCCGCUCGGACGAUGGGAAGAUCGUCGGCCUUUCCUCGGACUUUGAAAAUCUGGAGUUCCUCAGCAUGAUCAACGUCAACCUGCUGUCUGUCUCCAAUCUCCCCAAGCUCAACAAGCUCCGCAAGCUGGAGCUGAGCGAUAACCGGAUCUCCGGUGGCCUUGAAGUUCUAGCGGAGAGGACCCCUAACCUGACCCACUUGAAUCUAAGUGGCAACAAGAUCAAGGACAUCAACACCCUGGAGCCCCUGAAGAAACUGCCAAAUCUGCAUAGCCUGGACCUCUUCAACUGCGAGGUGACAAUGCUGAUCAACUACCGGGAGAGCAUGUUUGCCCUUCUGCCCCAGCUCACCUACUUGGAUGGGUUUGAUGCUGAUGACCAGGAAGCCCCUGACUCGGACCCUGAAGCAGAUGGUGAUGGGCUGGAUGAUGAAUAUGAUGAGAACGGAGAAGAAGGUGAGGAAGAGGAUGAUGAUGAGGAAGAUGAGUUGGAUGAGGAAGUCAUUGAUGACGAAGAGGAGGAUGAAGAUGAUCUGGAAGGUGAAGAGGAAGAAGAUGGAGUCGAUGAUGAGGAGGAAGAGGAUGAGGAGGAUGAAGAUGACGAUGAAGGUGAGGAGGACCUUCCACAGGGAGAGAAGAGAAAACGAGAUCUAGAGGAUGAGGGAGAGGAAGAUCCAGAAGAUGAAGAGGAUGAGGAGGAUGACUGAUAAUCCUAGCGAGCCAAUCAGUUUUACGGACUAUGACUGUGCUUGUCCUAACCUCCCCAUUGUGUCCAUGUGAGACUGUAAAUCCCCCUCUCCUGGCCCCUCCCCCUUUUGUAUGGCUGCAGUGUCCACAAUAUAUUUUUUUAAGAUGUAGAAUACAGUAGGCGUUCAGGGGAAUCUUUCCAUACAAGCCUCACUUUCUCACAAGUAUUUUAUGACCAAAGGCUUUCUCCGUUCUGUGGUUUGCGCAGCAUUUUGCAAAAAAAAAGUUCUCCUCCUAGAGUAUCUUAUGUCUGAAAUCAGCCUUAUCACAUGGGACCGAGAGCUCCAACAACCCUUUGCCAUCCC
Molecule: messenger RNA, 1222 nt
Organism: Mauremys reevesii (Reeves's turtle)
Lineage: Eukaryota; Metazoa; Chordata; Testudines; Geoemydidae
Product: acidic leucine-rich nuclear phosphoprotein 32 family member B
Exons: 7
Coding region: 95-877 (260 amino acids)
Biological process (GO): regulation of apoptotic process
Cellular component (GO): nucleus
Molecular function (GO): histone binding
Source: RefSeq, a predicted model, not a curated record